AUGGAAAGAAAGAAAGUUUAUGCUAAAAAACAAAGGGCUAAUGAAACUGUUGAUGCCAAAAGAUUUUGCCUAGAAAACAUGACUGCAUAUAGAAGAUCACAUAAUAUUUCUCAAUCUAAAUAUCUGAGUGAAUUUGAUUCCAUGAAAAAUGGUCCUUUGCAUGACCAAAGCUGGGCAAAAUGUAACAUGCAACAAUUUCAUAAAUCUGUGCAGUAUUCAAUUUUUCAGUGUACAGUUUGCAAAGAGGCAUGGCCAAUUACCAGUAAACCAAAAUAUGGUAGCUAU
Messenger RNA from Paramuricea clavata, 285 nucleotides. NCBI's taxonomy places the organism in Eukaryota, Metazoa, Cnidaria, Anthozoa, Malacalcyonacea, Plexauridae. The record is from the annotation of a GenBank genome assembly.